Pungitius pungitius (ninespine stickleback) is the source of this 2657-nucleotide messenger RNA. RefSeq names its product thiamin pyrophosphokinase 2 (gene tpk2). The transcript has 8 exons. Lineage: Eukaryota; Metazoa; Chordata; Actinopteri; Perciformes; Gasterosteidae. Gene Ontology annotation, molecular function: 8-oxo-dGDP phosphatase activity. The record is from RefSeq and is a predicted model, not a curated record.
AGAAACCAAUAACAUUUUAGGCGGGCUAAAGGCGCUGCCUCGAGUCGCAUUUUACGUCAGUGAGACGUGAAGAAGCGGACAUGCGCAGAGCGCUCUAAGAAAGAACAUGGCGUUCAAAACAGUAGCUUGAUUAGCAUGUACGUGUGACUAUCAGUCGUCUGGUCCACAUACCUCACUCAAGUUUACUCUACUGUUGCACGACACGUGGUCUGUAAGAUGUCUAACUCUACCUGGUCCCAACAAAUACUCCAGCUCCUCCGCAGAAUGAAUAACUUUUGUUUACCAGGCUCCUGUCGUUCUGAAUGCUUGAAGUUUGAGGUUAACGGAGCACAGGUGGGCUGGGUAACUCCACGCGUAGCGUCGGUGUUGACACAGUACCCGGAAGUGUUCUGUCCUCCGCGCGGGGGCGCGCUUUCGCUGUGCCCGAGCUGGGACUCGAACGUGAAGAGGACCGCGGCCGUGGACUCGGUCCUGCGAACAGAGAGACAGGAGGGCUACCUGACGUGUCUGAAAGGGUGGAGGGACGAGAAUUACAGUGUGAUGCCAAAAUUCUCCGACCCUCCUUUGAUGUGGAUGGAGAGAGCAGCUACAAGUCUCUUUGGAGUGAAGCGGUACGGAGUCCAUGUCAACGGCUACACCAUUGGGUAGAGCGGGGAAGUUGACAUGUGGCUCGCUCGACGCUCCCUCACUAAGCAGACAUACCCCGGACUUCUGGACAAUGUGGCAGCAGGUGGUAUCGCUGCUGGUGUUGGCAUCAAAACCACUCUGGUCAAAGAAUGUCAGGAGGAAGCCUGUAUCCCAGCAACCAUUGCAGAAAAGGCUUUUCCUGUGACCAACGUAAGUUACACCUACGAGGACGAGGACGGGGUGUUCGCAGAAAGUCAGUUUGUCUUUGAUUUGGAACUUCCUCGGGACUUCAAGCCUCGAGCAGGUGAUGGAGAGGUCCAAGACUUCUACCUACUGCCCCUAGAUAAGGUGAAGGAACUGCUGGCCACUGAUGACUUCAAACCCAACUCUGCCAUGGUGGUCUUGGACUUCCUCAUCAGACACUCGUUUAUUGACCCAGACACAGAGCCAUGCUAUCAGGAAUUUGUGGCAGGCCUCCACCAGACAUUAUAGAGUGCACCUGAGGACUAGUCCCACUCUCAUUUAUUGACGAAGCAUUCAUUUUUAAAUUUUCCAUGCUGAGAGCCCAAACUCAGGGGUUCCUAAAAAUAUGAAUUGGGGAGGGUGAAAAAAACAUUUUGGGAUGAAACUUGAGAGAGAAAUACCUUGCUAGAGUUUUUAUUAAACCUCUAACAACAUAAACACUACAGCACGCUCACAUUUAACCAACUAGCUAACGUUUCAGUACACACCAGCUCACCAGUCAGCAGCCUGAUGAUUAUCAAUUAAAGCUGCAGUGGCAUUUUGGGGACGCCUAACAGGUUGCCACAGAAGUCACAGCGCCCCCGGAACCCGCCGACCCCCCUGCCACGAGUUGCCACUGCCACAUGGAGGAUCUCAACUCUGCUAGAUUUAUUUGCCGUUGUACUGUUAAAAAAUCGUUGUUUGCCAAUCCGACCGGCGAACGGUACGGCCGACUGUUCGCUGACUGACGGUGACGGCUGUCACCAGGCGCACGCACUAGGCGGCCCAGCAGGCCAUGUGUGGCCGCAAGUUGGACAUAUGUGCUUUACAACAGUGAUGGAGAAUAUUACUAAAGCCACUGUAUGCAGAGCCGUGCGAAAAGUGAACCCUGUGAGUUAUUAAAAAGGAAAGAGUUCCACAGGAUGUACCUGAAUAAAAUACAUUAGAGGUUCAAUGUACCAGUUUUUACCAGCGAUAUUAUUCUUGUGAUUAGUGUAUUCUUGUGUAUUCCAAGUCUGUGUGUACUGCAUUCUAACAGUGUAAAAGUGUAAUUUUCCCACUCGGAAUUAGUAAAACGUAUGGAUUAUGAUUAGUGUGUACAUUAAAUAUUAACUGACAUCACUAUAUUGGAACUUAUGCAUUGACCCGAGCAGCAGUUUUCUCCCACGUUUCUGUCUUUUGCUGCAGUAGCGUGUUGCUUUGUUUCUAAUUACGCUUCAUACUCUCUGUACGCUUGCAUUAAUAUUUCCAGCUCAAUAGGGGUGACGUAUGGCGACCGAUUGUUUGUGGUCGUUGCCAUGGUAAAUCAUUGUAUCAUGGCUCCAUUCAUGUUGCUUUCAGUGCACGCGCAGAAAUCUGAGUCAACCUACGCCGAGUUGAUUGAACCAAAUUUAAACAGCUGUUCUGAAACCCAACUCAAAGUUUCCAAUCUCAGGGUAAAUCAACUCAGAGUUCAGGGAUAGACUCAGAGUUUGAUGAACCUCCUUUCUGGAAUACUCCCCUGGUGGUCUAAUAGGCUUGUGUUUCCAGGUGUCUGCACCAGACCCACAGAGGCCUAGGAUUUUUAGGUACUAGGUGGGAUUGUGGUGGUUUUAGAAGGGGACUCAUUUGUGCUGUUUAGGCAGUGUGAUUUCUGGUGUGGUGAAAAAGAAGUCCAAGCAUAAGGUUUUCCCAUUCGGCCAAGUACUGGAAUUGAUUCAUUAGUUAGUUGACAGCUGAAUGAAAUCUUGAUGCGUACUGUCUAUCUCCACAAUGCAGUUAAAAUGACCCCCAAAAACCACUUUCCUCCCAGUGAGAAAAAUUAUGAG